GAGCAAGUCUCCCUGUACAUGUUUGGCGCUAUAAGGGGUAGGACUGAGUACAAAUCCAGUCACUUGAAGACUGCUUGUGAACGCAGAGUGCACAUCGAGCUAGCUGCAGUUCUCGUCUCGUUCAGCCAUCUUGUUCAUCCUCAAGCCACUCCGAGCGAUCACCAUGAAAGGUUUUCUCGUCUUCCUUCCCCUUCUUGGGUUUGUUGCUGCCCAGAUGAAUGGCCACAUGGGAGGAGCUGGCCAGAUGAAUGGCCACAUGGGAGCCGCUGGUCAGCAGAACGAUCCGUUCUUCAAUGACUUCGGCAAAGGAACGGGUUCUAAGAUCCAACCCGCAUGGGCUGCCCCACCCCGUCAGUCUGCACCUUUCGGCAACGGCGGCAACCAGGCCGGGCAAUCCAGCACCACAGCACCAAAGCAUAACCCCAUCCCUGUCGGUGGCCCGCAGGUAGCCAACAACAACCCGUACGCCAACGCAGACCCUAACGCUAAGACUGGCUCAUCUGGCGAGCUGGCAGGCUUCGGUAAUGCUGAUGUCUUCCAUGCUGUCCUUGACGGUAACAACGCAGGCGCAGUAGGAGGAGCUCAACCACUUCCGGGACCCGGAACAGGCCGAUCUUCAGGAACGAAAAAGUCGUUGGUCGAUUAUAACAUGUACGAACUACCACCCGACGACGUGCACCCCACGAUAUCGCAGAACGCAGGCGAGGGAGAGGCAGGUAUACAAAUAGGCGCGGCUACGGAUCUAGACACAGGGGUGGGGCCAGCUUCGGCCGAGAAGAUCAACCCCUACUACUUUGGUGACGGGCUGGGAGUUCCGGGCGGUGGUUACCGGGGGCCGUUGUUGUCGAACGGCCGUCUCAGUCCGGCAAUCGACUCUCCGGACAUCCCGAAGCCGGUCGGCGCCUUCGAUGGGCUUGUACCGUUCGGUGGUGGUGGUGGUGCUGGUACCAACCCGGAUCAGAAUGGGGGAGGGAAUCUACUAGACGAUGAUCAAGUUGUCCCCCACGGCGCAUCAGUCGGUCCGAUAGUGGGUGCCUUAUUCGGUGUCGUCAUUGUGGGUCUUGUUGUAGGAGCUGUUGCUGUUUAUGUCCGGAAAAAGAGAAGACAUUCUGGUUAUUGCAGCCCAAUUUAAAAGCUAUCAUCCUAAAAUUAUUUCAAAUCUUUACCAUAAUAUAGGUUUUCUUCGCUAUUUUUAAAGAUUUUCCAUGCAAAUUCACCAACUC
This is a messenger RNA of Patiria miniata (bat star), 1223 nucleotides long. RefSeq lists its product as uncharacterized. Bases 164 to 1132 code for a protein of 322 amino acids. Lineage: Eukaryota; Metazoa; Echinodermata; Asteroidea; Valvatida; Asterinidae. The record is from RefSeq and is a predicted model, not a curated record. The transcript has 3 exons.